GUCCUUCGCAGCUCACUGGGCCGGCUUUGCUGAAGUUUUCACGGAUUUUGUAAACUGCCAAAAAUUCGAUAUCUCAGCCUGGUUCUAGUGGGAAGUUGAGCAGGAGUUUUCAAAUCUGGCAAGAUUAUAGAAGGGAGGAGAAUAUUUGAAUUUUACGACCAACGCUCACAUAGCAGGUCAACGUGCUGUGAAGAUGUACAACCUUUCUUGCGUUGACGGCCAUCGGUUCGGCGAUGUCUAUGUUCUCGACAUUCAGCGACUUAGCGCUGGCCUGUCCGCCAUCUCAUCAGAUCAGAAACUCAGCCUUUUCGAUCCCGCACGAGUUGGCCAGGGCCCCGUCAAGUCUUACCAGACGAACCACGGCAAUCUGACAUGCCUCAAGACCUUUGACUGGCAAAAUUCUGUUGUCUGCACGGCGGGAGAAAAUGGAGAAGUCUCGGUCUGGGAUAUGAGGGAAGGGUCAAAGCCGCAAGUCGCCCAUUUUGCGGCUACUCAAUCACCCAUUCUAUCUAUGGCUUGUGAUCCUAGAAGCAACACGAUAGCACUGGGUACGGAGUUUCAAAACCACAUGGCAUCCGUCCUACUCUGGGACAUCAGAGCCGGUCCGAAGCAGAGACUCCAGUACGACGAAGUCCACAGCGACGACGUCACAGAACUCCGCUUCCACCCUUCGGAACCGCACAUUCUCCUUUCGGGAUCGACCGACGGCCUUGUCAAUGUCUACGACACACGCAUCUCCGACGAAGACGAGGUUGUCGUCCAGACGUUGAACCAGGGCUCUGUCCACCACGCCUCUUUCCUCAGCAAUACAGAGGUCUACGUGCUGACACACGACGAGAAGCUGGCCGUGUACAGCGUCGCCGAAGACUGCGGAUCUGGCGCGGCUCUGGUCGACUUUGGUGACGCGAGAGAGACACUGGGUUGCCAGUACAUUGCCAAUAUGACAACCAAGGUUGACGGUAGCGGUGCUAUCGUCGGUGCCGGCUCACAAGACCGUCAAGUAUUCGAGUUGGUGCACCUAUCCCGCACAGCCGAAGGCAGCUGGGGUUUCGACAGGGCGAACAGCGUCGGCCUGCCGGGAGGCCACGGCGAAGAGAUCAUUCGGUCGUUCUGCUUCUACGAUGACGAACAAGUCGUCUUCACUGCUGGAGAGGACGGUAAUAUCAAGGCGUGGAGGCCCACAUAGGUCAGAAAAUAGAAGAAAGCAAAAGUUUGAAAAACU
Messenger RNA from Colletotrichum godetiae, 1222 nucleotides. Its product is annotated as WD domain-containing protein. NCBI's taxonomy places the organism in Eukaryota, Fungi, Ascomycota, Sordariomycetes, Glomerellales, Glomerellaceae. The record is from RefSeq and is a predicted model, not a curated record. Gene Ontology annotation, molecular function: protein binding. Bases 194 to 1186 code for a protein of 330 amino acids. The transcript has 5 exons.